Molecule: messenger RNA, 6978 nt
Organism: Podarcis lilfordi (Lilford's wall lizard)
Lineage: Eukaryota; Metazoa; Chordata; Lepidosauria; Squamata; Lacertidae
Source: the annotation of a GenBank genome assembly
AGUGAGCAAUAAGAGGACGGCGAACUCGAUUAGUCAGGCCUCGCGGCAAAAUGGCGGCCAACGCGACUACCAACCCGUCUCAGCUUCUGCCUCUUGGUAAUUGAAUGGCGGGCGCUCGUCUCUGAGCGGUGUAGCCGGGGGAGAGGGAUAAAGAGAGGGCGGGAGGGGAGGGGGAAAUGGGGUGGGGGAGAGGGGGGAGAAAUGGGUUGGGGCAGGGUGGGGGAGGGGAAAUGGGGUGAGGGAGAGGGGGGAAAUGGGGUGGGGGAGAGGGAGAAAUGAGGUGGGGGAGGGGAAAUGGAGUGGGCUGAGGGAGGGGGAAAUGGGGUGGGACAGGGAGGGGGAGGGGAGGGGGAAAUGGGGUGAGGGAGAGAGGGGAAACGGGGUGGGGGAGAGGGGGGGAAACGGGGUGGGGGAGGGAGGGAGAAAUGGGUUGGGGCAGGGUGGGGAGGAAAUGGGUGAGGAGGGGAAAUGGGGUGGGAGGGAGAAAUGAGGUGGGGGAAAUGGGGGCUGAGGAGGAGGGUGGGACAGGGAGGAGGAGGAGGAAAUGGGGUGAGGGGGGAAAUGGGUGGGGCAGGGUGGAGGAAAUGGGGUGAGGAGGGAAAUGGGGUGGGAGAGGGAAUGAGGUGGGGAGGGAAUGGGCUGAGGGAAAUGGGGUGGGACAGGGAGGGGGAGGGGAGGGGGAAAUGGGGUGGGGGAGAGAGGGGAAAUGGGGUGGGACAGGGAGGGGGAGGGGAGGGGGAAAUGGGGUGGGGUGGGGGAGAGAGGGGGGAGGAUGAGGGAGAUGAGAGGAGGUGUGGGGGGCAAGUGCAGCAUUUGUAUGUGUAGCAUCAUGGCCACAUACCUGGGGCAAAGUUACACACAGCAUGGAGACGUGGCACCAGAACUCAUGGGCAUCCAAUGAAACCGAAUGUUGGAAGAUUCGGGAUGGAUAAAAGGAAGCGUUUCUCCAUGCAGUGCAGUUAGUUCAACUGUGGAACUCGCUUCCACAGGAGGCAGCGGUGGCCCACAACUUGAACGGCUUCUAAAGAGGAUUGGACAGAUUCACGGACGAUAAUAAGCCUAGCAGUGGCUACUAAAUGCAGUGGCUGUGCUCUGCCUUCACAGCUGCAGCCAACAGUGCUCCUGAAUGCUAGUUUCUGAAAAGCAGGAAAGGUUCAGGACUGAAAUCACAUUAAAAUUUGAGGCUCCAGCAAUCUUUUUAUUAUGUAUAUGAUCAUAAUCAGCUCCCAACUGCAUCUUUUGAACUUUGGGAUUAUUUAAUUGACCCACUGGAUUUAUUUAAUGAUGUAAUAUGCUAGUGACCCCUGCUAUUAAGAUUGUUUUUAGUUUUGGAUACAGACUGUUUUGUAAAUGAAGUAUGUUUAAAAUCAUUGGUAACUGAAAACACAUCUUGAAGAAAGAGACAGUGCUCAUACAUUUGUACAUAAAUUAGUAACUACUAAUUAAAUGCUUUUUCUGAUUAACAGAGCUGGUGGACAAGUGCAUAGGCUCACGAAUUCACAUCGUGAUGAAAAGUGAUAAAGAAAUUGUUGGCACACUCCUAGGAUUUGAUGACUUUGUCAGUAUCCUUUACAGGGAAUAAUGUGGAGGCUUUUCACAGUUUGCUUUUUGGGAUGUGUGUGUGCGUUGUUGUUGGGUUUUUUUUGCAAGCAGCUGUUUAAAAUAACGUUCCCCUGGAAAGGGAGUUGUUCUGGUGUUUUGAAUUGGAUAAAAGUAGAUCUGCAUUUAGGUUCAUACCUUUGGUGAUGGUUUGCACUGCAACUGCAAGUUUAUUUGCAGCCACUGGGCUUCUGUGAUUACUGUGUCUGCAGUACUGACAGAUGGUGCCUGUACAUAAUGGAUGGGGUAUUAUAUCCUCCUCCUGCAGAUGCUGCUGGGCUAUAUCACCCCUCACAAUUGGCCAUGCUGAAUGGGACUGAUGGGAAUUGGAGUCCAACAAGAUCUCAGGUUCCCUACCUGUGUUGUACAUCAUUCUUCUAGGCUGCAAGCCUAGCACCUGUUGCACAUGCUCUGAGACACUUGUGUGACAGCCAUGUAUUCUAGGAACAGGACCUACAUCUUGAUAAUAUAAAUACACUGUUAGCCAUCUUGGAUAUCUACUCAUCUAAUGAAUGCAGGGGGAAAUGUGAAUCACUACUUUUGUAGUAACUUUUUCCUUGACAUCAGGCUUCAGACAUGGUAUUGGAAGAUGUUACAGAAUUGUAAGUAUGGCUGCUUCUGGCUUUCAAUCUCAGCGCAUUUUGUACCAACAGUUGUCUUUACUUUCACUCACUCUUCAGAACUUGCUCUCUUGACCUCUCCUAUACUUGCACAUAGGCUGACAAUAUUAGCUACUUUUGUGAGGCAUGCUGUAAUACUGUUCACCAGUUUUCAGAAAAAGCAGAGUGUAAUUCUCCUAAGGUGAGAGUGGAGCAUUAUAUUAGUGGUACAAGGCACCAGUUGGGGAACCCCCAAGGCUCAGAGCCCAGAAAUUGGUAGUGGGACUACGAUAAGGGGUCAGAGGGAAAAGAGGGAGCAGACUGAGAGGAGGUGGUGUUGGAAGUUGAAGAGGUGACAGGGUUUAGUGAGCAGGAAGAGCCUGUGGUAGAGAGCAGUCCAGAAUCGGGGCUGGAGAGGAGGGGGGCCAAGAAGCAGAUGAGGUGGACCUCUGAAGAAGCCCUCCUGUUGUGACCAGCUCCCCUCCCCCCUGGUCUCCCAGGACCAAAAGAAGUAUGAAGAGGGUGGAGCAGAGACAGACACAUCAAUGGAGUCUCAGAUUGCUUGGGAAGGAACCAGGGGAGGUGGAUACUUAGGCAGUGGGAAGGCAGGGACCUUCAGUCCUCACAACUGCCUCAUUGAGGCAAGAUCUACUGGGAAGAGUUUUUGUGUUCAUUAGGCCUGGUCUCCUGAGCUAUUUGUUUCUUUGAAGAAAGAGUUAACUUCAUUGAUGCUGUGUGAGUUAUUAUUAUCCUGCUCUUGGCACCUGCCCCCUGACACUGGGGUGCUCCUCUCUACAAAUCCCCAGUCUACUGUGGCAGCAUCUUUCAGAGGUACUCAUUCCUUACUUUUCUCGUUAGCUACUGUAUAAGGGUAUAAUUGCAACAACUUCCCUUCCCAUGCUAUUCUAGGAAAGUACCAAUUGCAGAACAAUGUAGGUAGGAUUGCUGCAAUUAUUUAUCUUACCAGUUUUCCCCUUCAGGGACAUUUGGAUGACUCUGGCAUGGAGACUAGCAGACUCUUAUCAGAUAAUGAAGACUUGAAUGAAAAAUAGUUUUCAUCAAACUUUCCAGUUUUGUAUCCUUUUUCUGUUUGUCUUGUGUUCAACAGUGAGAUCACACCUGAAGGACGAAGAAUUACAAAGCUAGACCAGAUUUUGCUAAAUGGAAAUAACAUAACAAUGGUAAGUAAUUAGUCUUACAUUUCUGUCCCUAGUUAAUUCCUGUUAACUAGGCCAAACUAGUUAACUGUGGAAGCUUGGUUAAUUCAGAAACUGAAACAGAAUCCAAUAAAAUGCCAAAAAAUUGAAGUGGUAUCCUAAAAAAGAACUGAGAUGUUGCAUGUUCUGAGUCAGGGAGGUGGAGAUAUGGCCUAUUUUGGGUGGGGGGUCUCAAUAAAUGUAAAACAAGCGAAUAUAAACUAUUCUAAUGUAAUUUAUUUACAGACACGUGUAUAUAAUCUUUUUUGACCUGAAAAAUUCAAGGUGGCUGAUACAAUGGCUUGCUUCACACAACAUGCUAAGCCUAACCCUGACUUGGUGAGAAUGUUGGGGGGGGGGGGGUCCCCAGAGGCAAGCUCCCAGCUGCCUUGCUGCUCCUUCAUCCUUUUUGCUGCCAAUAUUUGGUUUAGAUUACCAUCUGCACCAGAGCCUGCGGCUAAGUUCUCUCCCCAGUAACUGUAAGCUAUAACCAAGUGUGAACCUUGUUUGGCUUAGUGUGUUGUAUGAGCCAGACUGCAGUUGGUGGGAGGAAUCUUGUUAAUGCUUCUUCCACUACACUGCCUGAGACGGGUAGUCAGAGUGGCUCUGCCUGACAAGCCAACAGAACUGAUUUUGCUGGGCAUGUUUCUGUAGCUCCAUCCUUGAGAGAGGGUAGAAUGGUUGUACAUAACUUUUCUAGAUGAAAUGAUUAAGAUCUUCAUCUUCUCAUGUGAACUUUCUUUCAGCUGGUUCCCGGAGGAGAAGGACCAGAAGUGUAAAUAAAGUCAUAUGUCAUCAUUGAAGACUUCCUGUUAAAGCUUCUGUAGGAAUAUAUUGAUGAAACCUGAUGCGUUUUUUAUUUUUAUUUUUUACAUUUAUAUAAAGGCAAAUUUCCAUUUCAGGAAAAAUGCAUCGUUAACAAAGACUUUGUAAGUUAAAAUCAUGACUUUGUUGUAAAGGCAAAAUUAACUUGCUGUUCAGAGCAAGGCAAUAAAGAGGGUUUUUUUUUAAAAAAUAACUGUAUUGAACACAGUUGUUGUUUUUGUAACUCUGGCAUUUUAGAUGUCAGAUAAAACCAGGAAUUUUGAAUGGUUCUGGUUCAGGCUGCUUAGAGCACGUUAUGAGCUGGUUAUAAAUAUUGCUUACUUUUUAUCUAUAUCAUACAUGAGCUGGUUACGCUGUGGUUCAUAAUGUGUGGGGGAAUUGUUUUCUGAUGCAUUUCUCUCCAGCAUUCCUUCUUCGUCCCCACAGCCUAGAGUUUUAGGCUGUGAGAGCAAAUAUCUUGCUAAAAUACCUUGUGAUUUUAUUUCCUUUAGAUGAAAACAAAUGUUAACUGCUGUCAGGGAACUGCAGUCAGCAAGGGAGGAAAGAAUUAGAGGAUACAGGGAAUGAUCUCCACUGCUCAGUACUGAGUCCUCCUCAGAAGACAGAGAAGAGGAUAGUGAGUCUGGGGAGGAAGGGGUGCUUCAGAGAGAGGGGGAUCAACGUCACAGGGAAAAACGGAAGGGGCUGAGCCGUUGGUUGUGUUGGUCUCGAGUGCAACGCGUCAUGAGAGACGGAUCGCUUUGUUUAUUCUGCAUGUAAUCUUGUCAGAAGGAAAUAAAGAAAGGAAUUUAUGGCUGGCUGCCAGGAGUGUUUUCUCUGCUAAGUGCAGCAACGCAUGCAGCUGGCUAGCUGACAACUGCUCUGUAGGUUGAGAUAAAAAGAAGUAAAAGGAAGAGAUUUCUAUCGCCAAAUUCUUAUCAUAUUGUACCAAUUGCUCAAUAUCAUUCACCGUUAAAACACUAUUCUGCCUUGCCAUAGAAGUGGCUUAUCUACUUAAAAGAUGUUCUCAGGAACCAAAUAAAGUACAGUGGAUGCUUGGGUUGCGAACGUGAUCCGUGCGGGAUGCACAUUCGCAACCCGCAGUGGUGUGUCUGCGCACACAUGGGUGUGCACACAUUUGGCGCUUCUGCGCAUGCGCAAAGCGCAAUUUAGCGCUUCUACACAUGCACAACCACCAAUACCUGGAAGAAACCUGUACUUCCGGGUUUUGGCGGUCCGUAACCCGAAAAAACGCAACCUGAAGCAUCUGUAACCCGAGGUAUGGCUAUAUAUGGAUGGAAGAAAAUGUACCUGUAUCCUUUAAACAACAGACACCACAGUUAAUUCCUAUAAUAUUUAAAGCAAUUCCAAACUGGUCUCAGUACAAUGUUAUCAUUGUUCAUAGAACUGCUGAUUUGAAAGGCACCAUGAGGGUCAUCUAGUCCAACCCCCUUGCAGUGCAGGAAUCUUUUCAACAUAGGGCUCAAACCCACAACUGUGAGAUUUAAGAGUCUCAUGCUCUACCAGGGGUCAGCAAACUUUUUCAGCAGGGGGCUGGUCCACUGUCCCUCAGACCUUGUAGGGACCCGGAUUAUAUUUUGGGGGGAAAACCCCAAACGAAUUCCUAUGCCCCACAAAUAACCCAGAGAUGCAUUUUAAAUAAAAGCACACAUUCUACUCAUGUAAGAACACGCUGAUUCCCGGACUGUCCGUGGGCCGGAUUUAGAAGGCGAUUGGGCCAGAUCCGGCCCCCGGGCCUUAGUUUGCCUACCCAUGGAUUGAGAUAAAAUAAGCACAAAAAUCCUGGUCAUAUACGCUUACUCUGGAUUUAUUUAUUUUUAAGUAGCUUUCCACACAGAAACAAUGCAAAUAUUUCCUCUUAAAAAAUAUUACUGCAGUCAGUAUUUGAGAUUUUUUUUACAGUGUUUUAACAAAGCCAGCUUUCUAUUCCUAAAUGCAUUUACUUGGAAAUUGGUUUACUGACUACUGUGAUCUUCAGAUUUAAUGCUAAAGUUUUUUCCUUACAGUUGUGCUGCUCAGCUUACAUUUCUAGUUAACCGGAGGGAAUUGAGAGAGAAGCCUCGUCUGUAGACAGUUUGUGACAUUAGAAAAUAAUGAUAAGAAAGGUGAAGUUACUAUGCAGGAUAACUAGAGUUUAGUUUUCUAUAGAGACAAACAAUUAAACAGUUUUCAGACUUAAGAGCAUCUUUUAAAAAAUGCACUCAACAAGAUGUUAGAUCUUGCUGUAUGAAAUCCUGUCCUGCUUUAAUUAAGCAAAAUUUGCAAACUGAAGGAAGUUUAUCCUUGAAUUCUGUUCACUGUAUCUAUAGGCUUUGAAGCAGACUAGGAGGAGGUUGCCUCUGUCAGUACAAGGGGACUUCUUCUCACUGCCCUUCUGGUGGCAACCCUCCAUGUCCACUGAAAAGCCCUCCCAAAGAUUGACCUCAAAGCAUAGUGGGAUGGAACAAGGAAGGAAAAUUGGUGGGGGGAAACUCCUUCCCUGUAUGUGAAAGUGCCUUCAGAUCUAAGCUACAUUGGUUUCAUAUUGUAUUCUUUCCACUGGUAUUCUUUCCACUAGAGGGAGCCGAUGGAAGUUAGCAUUUUAACUGAACUACGGCAGCUUUAAAACAAUGCUCUUGAGUCUGAACCAUAAGAGAGUUCAUGGAAGUUUUGUCUUGCCCAAACUUGCAUAUAAAUCCAUUCAUGCUUCUUCCCGUAAUCUCCUGCUUAUGCUUAAUUGCUUCAUUAAAAUAUUUUCUUUGAAAAUUCAUACUUCUACU